GGAUUUAAACUGCCUUGUAAGAAACAGUACCUGCAUGGAGGUGAGCUGGCUGCAGAUUCCUACGUGGACUCCUUCUGCUCCAAGUAGUCUUCAUGUCUCUUCUGACAUUUUCUGUCAGAUGGAUGGAAACCUGCUCCCUGUGCUUCGGAUAGAAUGGGAAGUGGCCACUGAUGCUAGCAUCCGGUAUCUCCGAGGGGCAGAGCUGGCUGUGAUGCAGGUGAACAGCAAUCAGCAGAUGUGUGCUCAGUUUGACUUUCAGAACAACUUGCCACUUCAGGUCCGUCCGGACGGAGGCCGGUGGAAUUUCACUUUUGACCGUUUUGAAGUGGAACCUGGCCAGACUUACCAAGUGACUGUCUAUCACCUGCCCAAACUGGGUGUACGUGGAGACUACAAUUGCAAGUCCAAGUCUCUCACAAUGCCUGACUGCAAGGACUCUCUGAUGAAAAGGACCACCCCAUGUAUAAAGACAGGCAGCUUGUGGGAGCCCAGGAUCCAAGGUAAAAGUCUAGAUGAUACAACUCUGCUUGUGAGCUUUAACCCAUGGAUGGAGUCAGCCCGAUACCAAAUUCAUGUGGCCAGUUUCCUGAAUGAGAAGAAGUGUAAAAUGAUCACACAUGAUUUCACUGAGAGUGGACUGCAAGAGCAAGUAAAUGUCACAAUCAAAAUAGAGAGGAACAUAAGAGCUUGCUGCAACUACAAAAUACAGAUUCAGCCAUUCUUUGUGAACUGUGGCACAGACUGUCUGAGACACUCUGCUUUCAUCCCAUGUUCACCAGCUCCAAGUACCAACCCAUCAGAUGAUAUGAUUAUAUGGCUCUACUGGUGUAUCACGGGGAUCUGUGUCGUACUGGUGGGAUCAGUCAUAGCAGGUGUGAUUUGUAUGACCAAAAAACGAGCAGGACACCGGCGAGGGAAAUGCAGCCACAAUGAUAUGCAAACUGCAGCACCAUAUACUGACCUUCCUCUGCCACCCUUGAAGCCCCGAAAGGUUUGGAUUGUGUACUCUGCUGAUCACCUGCUGUACGUGCAUGUGGUGAUGAAGUUUGCUGAGUUUCUGAUGACUGUCUGUGGCACUGCUGUAGCUUUAGAUCUGCUAGAAGAUCAUCAGAUCUCAGAGUUAGGGCCAUUACCCUGGCUUACUCGACAGAAGAAGGAAAUGGAAGACCUAUGUUCAAAGAUCAUCAUCUUAUGUUCACGGGGCACCCAGGCCAAAUGGCAGGCCAUGCUUGGGAAUGAGCCUGUGUGUCUCAAGCAAGAUCAGCAAAAGCCAAUGGGAGACCUGUUCACCCCAGCCUUGAAUUUGAUCCUGCCAGAUUUCAAGAAGCCAGCCUGUUUUGGAAUGUACAUAGUCUGCUAUUUUGAGGGGAUAAGCAGUGAGAAAGAUAUACCUGAUCUGUUCAACGUCACAUCCAGGUACCAACUGAUGGACAAGUUUGAGGAUAUUUAUUUUCGGAUUCAGGACUUGGAGAAGUUUGAACCUGGGCGCAUCCAUCGAAUCCGGGAAAUCACAGCUGAAAAUUAUAUUGAUACCCCUAGUGGGAGGAAUUUGAAAGAGGCAGUACAGAAGUUCAAGAACUGGCAAACAGAGCACCCAGACUGGUUUGAGAGUGAAACCGUCUGCUUGGAUAAUGAAGAAGAGUUGCAGUCCCUAAACAGAGAGGGCCAGGUGGAUUCAUUGCCAAGUGAACCGGGUGGAAUUGUGAGACACCAGCUGCACCUACGGGAGCCUGACCCAAACUGCUGUUACGUGAUCAACCUCCACAUGGAUGAAGGUGAAAGUGGGGGCUGUAAAAUGCAACCUCAACUUAAUCCAUGUGGGAAUUCAACUUCUCAGACUAUUGUCCUUCCUACGGAUGAGGCUCCUCUAGUUCAGGUAGUGGAGCCAGUGUCUUCCAUGGAAGAUGGAAAUAUACUUGGUCAUCAUGUGCUGAGUAAUGAGGACUGUAUGGAAGGAGUUCCUCUUCUGGAGACAAGCUUUCCAGCAAGGAAUAACAUCGUCCUCCACGAUGACUCUGAAGUUUCAGCGAUAGACGACCAGAGUCCUGCAAACCUCUCAGGUGAACUGAGGCACCAUCUGAAUGGACUCAUGUACUCUCUUUAUCAGCAGAGUGUCAUUCCUUCUGAGCCAUCUCUCUGCCAAGAGGAGGCUGACGAACAACACCAGUUGGUCUUUGAUGACCAGCACAAAGACCAAAGACAGUCAGUGCAGUCAGACCAGGGCUACAUCUCUAGAUGUUCUCCUCUGCCUCCUGAUGACCUUGUGGAGGAGGAGGAGGAAGAGGAGGAGGAGGAUCAGGAAAAACAGGUGGUCUUCCAUGAACUCUCUCCAGAGGUCUUAAACAAUCUAAAGAGCCUCCAACAGCAGCUGUUUUUCCAGGACAUUCAACAGAGCUCUGACUGGGGCUAUCCAGCUGAGGUGACGGAUGCUGGCCAGUCUUUGGAGGACUUUUAG
Molecule: messenger RNA, 2455 nt
Organism: Opisthocomus hoazin
Lineage: Eukaryota; Metazoa; Chordata; Aves; Opisthocomiformes; Opisthocomidae
Source: RefSeq, a predicted model, not a curated record